This is a messenger RNA of Cladocopium goreaui, 581 nucleotides long. The record is from the annotation of a GenBank genome assembly. Lineage: Eukaryota; Dinophyceae; Suessiales; Symbiodiniaceae.
UGACCCUCAGAAAACUGCAUACCGCCAUGGUCAUGCGAUGCUGGCGUGGACGCCGUGGUGGACGCCGUGGUGAUCAGCGAGUGUCAUACUCUGAGACCAGGACGUUCAAGGGCGUCAAUCAACAGGAUGUGGAGAACUUCGUGACAGAGAAGCUGGGUGGCCAGCUGAAACUUGCCGGUACGGGCAGAAGUGGAGCUCUUUCGUACCACCUUCCGAAGCAACAUGGGAGUGUGAAGCUCGCCAGCGGCCGCUUCGGGAGGACAUGGACACGGGGUAGCAUCAUGUACUAUCCCAAGACCGGAACUAUGCAGAUCAGGACGCCUGCGGCGAAGGCAAAGGUGAACAUCCUGGAGGUGUGGACCAAAUAUCAAGAGGCGCUGGCACAGUGAUCGAGGUCAAGGAACCAGGGAGGCUGUGGGUAACCAAAGUGAUCAAAUCAGCCUUUGGGCCAUAGCAUGCCAUAGCCAACGGCCAACCUCCAGAGGCUUGCACAGUGGCCUGCGCAAAGUGAAGGCUAAAAAGGAUUAGUUCGUGCAUCCGGCGUGGUUGUUUCGAGGAUGCUCCAACCCACCAGGGUACCU